Schistocerca piceifrons (Central American locust) is the source of this 408-nucleotide messenger RNA. RefSeq names its product galactoside 2-alpha-L-fucosyltransferase Sec1-like. The transcript is spliced from 2 exons. Gene Ontology annotation, molecular function: galactoside 2-alpha-L-fucosyltransferase activity. Lineage: Eukaryota; Metazoa; Arthropoda; Insecta; Orthoptera; Acrididae. Gene Ontology annotation, biological process: carbohydrate metabolic process. Gene Ontology annotation, cellular component: membrane. The record is from RefSeq and is a predicted model, not a curated record. Bases 1 to 408 code for a protein of 135 amino acids.
AUGGCAGAGGUGGGCUACUACCGCAGGGCGGCAAAGCGCAUGCGCGAACUGCUCGAGCCAGAGUUCGCUGCCCUCGCCUUCAUCGUGGCCAGCGACGACAGUGAAUGGUGUCAAAAUACUCUGCUGCCUGUACUCAACAGGGAUUUCCAGGAGGGGAGCCCACCCAGUAGCGUCUUCCUGACGUCUGACAACAGCAGCAGCUCGCCGGUGCACGACCUGGCCGUGCUGUCGGCUGCCGACCACUCAGUGCUGAGCUACGGCACGUUCGGAACGUGGGCAGCGCUAAUGGCCGGCGGGCGCGCCAUCGUGUUCGACCUGGCUGCCGCCAACCCGCACCUACCACCGGGCACCCGCAACAGCGCCAUGAGCUUCGCGCCCCACCUGCCGUCGUGGGAGCUCCUCACCUGA